AAAGGUGAGCUCGGCUGCCAUCCAAGCAGCAGGGACCGACCUGGUCGACUUUGGCUCAACACCUAUCGACUCUCCAGCAAUCGACACUUCUAUCACUGUCCUGUUGCAAGAGGUUGACUUCAUCAGAAACGACAACAGUGUGAAUAUGACUGACAUAGCCACAGAUGACAGCAAAUACCUCUUCCUUGAAAAUGAUGUUCGCAGCAGCGGUCUCGCUCAAGCGGAUUGGGCAGCCAAGAAGAUGGCGUGGGUGCCAUCGGAGAGGGAGGGCUUCGAGCAGGCCAGCAUCAAGGAGGAGCAGGGUGACGAGGUAGUGGUGCAGCUGUCCAAUGGUCAGAAAGUGAAGGUCAACAAGGAUGACAUCCAGAAGAUGAACCCACCCAAGUUCAGCAAGGUGGAGGACAUGGCUGCUCUCACCUUCCUCAAUGAAGCUUCUGUCCUGCACAAUCUGCGAGAGAGAUACUACUCCAGCUUAAUCUAUAGAGAGCCAGGGGAGUCAGAGGAAGACACAGAGGAGGACGAGGAGUUUCGGGUUCGUGGAGGACGCUUUGGAAGGGGAGCAGGAAGAGGACGGAGGACGAGGACAGGUUGA
Thalassophryne amazonica is the source of this 592-nucleotide messenger RNA. RefSeq names its product myosin-11-like. The record is from RefSeq and is a predicted model, not a curated record. Gene Ontology annotation, cellular component: myosin complex. Gene Ontology annotation, molecular function: actin filament binding; cytoskeletal motor activity; ATP binding. Bases 146 to 592 code for a protein of 148 amino acids. The transcript has 3 exons. NCBI's taxonomy places the organism in Eukaryota, Metazoa, Chordata, Actinopteri, Batrachoidiformes, Batrachoididae.